This is a messenger RNA of Centropristis striata (black sea bass), 9150 nucleotides long. Its product is annotated as adenylate cyclase type 9-like. The record is from RefSeq and is a predicted model, not a curated record. The transcript has 10 exons. NCBI's taxonomy places the organism in Eukaryota, Metazoa, Chordata, Actinopteri, Perciformes, Serranidae. Gene Ontology annotation, molecular function: adenylate cyclase activity. The coding region runs from base 1707 to 5999 and encodes 1430 amino acids. Gene Ontology annotation, biological process: adenylate cyclase-activating G protein-coupled receptor signaling pathway; intracellular signal transduction; cyclic nucleotide biosynthetic process.
CAGCGCACAGAAGAUGGUGGCGGCUCCGGCCACUGCGUUGCCCACCGCGCCUGGAUAGCGGACACAACAUUACGUGCAGGUGUCGACGCUGCAGCAGCCAGCAGCAGAUAAUGGUCAGGUAACAGAGUGAGACAAUCUCUUUUCACUGUGGACGAUGCAGGGAAUGGAGAGGCUGGACGAUGCUGCAGCCCUAAGCCAUUUGUCUUGGAUUUAAGGGAAUUCUUUGGAGGUAUGAAGAAGAUAUUCUCCUGUGUAUCCCAUGCAAUUCAAUUAAAGUGGCUGGAUCAACACAGCACUCAGCUUUGACCUGUGGGACUCUUGGUGUGGGGAGGCGUGGAGCGCAGGUGGAGACCUUUUAAUUAGCCCGACUCUCUCCGGGUUUUUUGUUGUCUGCCUUUUAGAGGGGGGACAGAGCACCGUGGGCAAAGUUUACUUCAGAGAAAAGGAGAGACUGGACUGGACUGGACUUCAUGUAGCCUGCUCUAGGCGGCAUUUUCUUUCUCUCAGCUGCCCGGGUUAUAUAUUUGGAAUAUCUGGAGGAUCUCCUUAAGGCGCACUGUGACAAGGGAUUGGCGACAUUUAAUGUGACUGUGGAUACCAAAGCAUUAUCGAUCAAGACUGCUUGGUGCAUAGCCCUGGAGGAGUGUGUUUACACGUGAGCCGCUGUCAGCUAAGCUCUUGCAAUAACACAGUUCAUCGGGUAUUUUCCGGGCACCACGUCUCAUGCAUUUGUCUCCUGCACAGACCUCCGUGCACAUGAUCCCCUGUGGGCUUGGAGACGCAGCGGUGGCGGGGACUCAGGAGUAGAGAGUCAGGAAAGGACGGGGCUCCGUCCACGGAAAUGAUCGCGAUUAGGCCCUGCUGCACGGAGCAUGUGGGUAUAAAUAAAAGCGCUGAUGGCAGAUCUUGCACUCACGUUACCAUUAUCCGAAGUUGAUCUGCGUCUUAAAAUUAAACGCUGGUCUUUUUUUGUUUAAACCGAUCAUGCAAACAGACGAUUUUUAGGCAGAGAAAACACUGCGGAGGGUGUUUUUUUUUUUUUUGGAUGAAGUAAACAAAACGUGGUGAAGUUCAGGGGUACUGUGAAUCCCCAGUGGGACGUAAAACUGGAGAUCCGAGAAAGGACAUGCACCAGUCUAUUAACGCAGCAGACUCUUCACUAAAGCAACACAUUUGAACUGGAUUUGAUAUUGCACACUUGCCUACAACUUCUCAAUACCCCGUGUAAACCUUUCCCUUUACUCAUUUGGCGUUUCUUUUACACUUCCUCCCCCUUACGCUUAUUAUAUUGCAAUUCUCUGAGUUUCUCAAAUACUUUUCCAAUGAGUGAAACAGUGUGUAGGCAGCUGAGUGGAUUUGGACAGGAUCAGAGCAAGCAGCGAGUGAACCUUGCAGUCUCAAGUGCGUCAAAACAGACGGGAACGUAGAGGAAUGCAGGGAUUGACGUCAAGAGGCGCAAUAAUGAUCUAUUCAAAAUCUCUGGAAGGUCUGCUGGUGUUUCUGCAGCCACUACACUGCUAACUGAGAGGAGGAAUUCUCACUGAAAAGGUUUUUGUUUGUGCUCUCCUUUUUCACUUUUAAGAGGUAACAAUAAGUGUCCUAGUUUUUGCACUGUGGCCACGUACUUUGCCUUACUUACUGCUUUGAAAUAACAUUCCCUUCUGCAUAGUUUACAUUUUUUUUUCGGGAAAGACUAGAAAGCAAAAAUGGCAUCCCCCCAACAUCAACAAUUACUGCCUCACAACACAGAAGUGAGCUGUGACUCAAGUGGAGAUGGAGGCGUCUCAGUGAGGAUUGGCAGCAGUGUCAAACACAAGCACGUUGGAGGGCCGCUCAGCUCAAUCGGAGGAGGCUUCAUGGGGGGAACCAAGCACUGCAAGUACAGCAUUUCCUCCAGCUGCAGCUCCGGGGAGUCCGGAGCCAGGAGGCCGGUGGUCAAGAGCUUUCGCACGCAGAAGAAGAUGCCCCAGCUUUUCGAGAGAUCUGCAGGUCAUUUCUGGGACCCAAAGUUUGACUCCUCGAUCCUGGAGGAGGCCUGUAGAGAACGAUGUUUCCCUCAAACCCAGCGCCGCUUCCGCUACGUGCUCUUCUACCUGGUUGCCGCUGCCCUCCUCUGGGGAUUGUACUUUGCUGCCAACCCCUCCCGCUGUGACAGGACUGCCUUUCUUGUACCCACUGCAUCCUUCCUCCUGUUCUGUCUCCUUCUCUUCCUCUUAACUUUUACUAAGCUCUACUCUCGCUGCUACAACCAAGCAUCUCUGCUGCUCAUCAUUGUAACCUUCACCCUAACCCUGGCCCCCCAGAUCCAGACAUAUAGCUUCAGGGACCCAGAGACGCCCACACCUGAACUCGAAGUGGAAGAGUUCAGUGGCAUGGGACCCACAUACAACCUGUCCUAUGAUAAGUUUCUUGGAGGUAGCCCCCCAUCCCCCUGUCUUUCUCCUGUAGGCACCUUCUCCCUCUGUAUUGAGGUCCUUCUGUUGCUCUACAGCGUUCUCCAUGUUCGCCUCUAUGCUUCUGUCCUUCUCGGGUUUCUCUACUCUGUCUUUUUUGAGAGUUUGGGCUGGCUGCACCUGACCCAGGCAGGAGAUAACUGGAGCUUAGCCUCUCAAUCAGACUGGGAUACGUUAUGUUGGCUUGGCCCCGCCAAAGCUCUGCUCCACCUCUGUGCCCACGUCAUCGGUAUACACCUGUUCACCAUGUCUGAGGUACGGUCACGCAGCACCUUCCUUAAGGUGGGACAAGCUAUCAUGCACGGCAAAGACCUGGAGGUGGAGAAAGCCUUAAAGGAGCGAAUGAUCCACUCGGUCAUGCCCAGAAUCGUGGCUGAUGAACUGAUGAAGCAGGGUGACGAGGAGAUCGGUGAUAAUUCUGUUAAACGAUACUCCACCAGCGGUGCGGCAGCUGCCAUCUCCAGCCCUAAAAACAAUAAACGCAAAAAGACCUCCAUCCCCCGUGGCCAGAUCAUCUUCAGACCUUUCAACAUGAAACGGAUGGAGCCCGUCAGCAUUCUCUUUGCAGACAUCGUGGGAUUCACAAAAAUGUCUGCCAACAAAUCUGCCCAUGCACUCGUUGGUCUUCUAAAUGACUUAUUUGGGCGUUUUGAUCGACUUUGUGAGCUCACUGGCUGUGAAAAGAUAAGCACUCUAGGGGACUGUUACUACUGUGUGGCUGGUUGUCCUGAGCCAAGAGCAGACCAUGCCUACUGCUGCGUGGAGAUGGGUCUGGGCAUGAUUCAGGCUAUUGAACAGUUCUGCCAGGAGAAGAGGGAGAUGGUGAACAUGAGGGUGGGUGUCCACACUGGCACUGUCCUGUGUGGUAUUCUGGGCAUGAAGCGCUUCAAGUUUGAUGUUUGGUCCAAUGACGUCAACCUGGCCAACCUGAUGGAGCAGCUGGGAGUGGCUGGGAAGGUCCACCUGUCACAGGCCACCGCCAACUUCCUGGAUGACCGCUACCAGCACGAAGACGGACAAGUCAUUGAGAGAAUAGGACAGAGCGUGGUGGCUGACCAGCUGAAAGGCCUGAAGACCUACCUGAUCUCUGGCAGGAAAGUGGAGCCUCACUCUCUCUGUAGCUGCUCUCAGUUGGGGUUGGCGAGCCAAGAGCACGCAGAGCCUCGGUGCCCCUCUUCCAGGGUGCACACGCCUGAUGGAGCUCCUCCAGCCGGCACGUUGCCUCCAGACAGUGCAAAGUCUCCUUGUAUAUCCUGCAGUGUGGUCCUGAUACCAGGGGAGGAUCAGGUUCUGGAGGAAGGAGCGGUGCACAAUGGCUGUUAUGACGACCACAAGACCAACAACAGCAAGGACACUUCAAACCUGAAGUGCUCUCCAGCAGUGUCUGCAGGACGCAGCCCCAAGGCUCUGAACGGCCUGCUCAGCCCUCAGCUGGAGGCCCUGAACAACAGCCAGACGUCACUGUGUGAGAUGCUGCAGGAGAAGGAGAAGAAGACGUGGAGUGGAGGAGCCAUGGGCAUGGACCACUCAGUGCUCAUCCCCCUGCGCUCCAAGAACUUCAGGGAGAGGAGCGACGCUCACUUUGUGGAUGUGAUUAAAGAGGACAGCCUCAUGAAGGACUAUUUCUACAGACCUCCCAUAAACAAGCUGAGCCUCACCUUCCUGGAGAAGAGCCUGGAGUCUGCUUACCGGAUAAGCUACCAGGAGGAGGUGGAAACCCAAGCACCGGUGCAGACUUUUGCCAGUCCAACAUUCAGUUCUUUCCUGGACAUGCUGCUGUGCUGUUUAGUGUUUCUCUCUCUCUCGUUGGCCUGUUUCCUUCGACCGCUCGUCACCCAGCAGAGUUUGUCCACACCAGCGCUCAUCCUGACAUCUGGGGCCGCCCUGUUGGAGGCUCUGGGUCUGCUGUUUGCUAUACGUAUGGCGUUCUACCUGGACAGUGUGCUGAAUUGCACUCGGAUGCUGAUGAGAGCCAUCUCAGGCUGGAUAGCGCGUCACUUUAUAGGAGCCGUCCUGGUGUCUCUACCCACUGUGGCCGUCUUCUCUCAUGUCCACUGUGACAUGCAUCUCUCCAUCCAGUUCACCAUGUUCUUCUGCUGUGCUGUCAUCAUCGCUAUCAUUCACUACUGUAACUUCUGCCAACUCAGCUACUGGAUGCGCUCAGGUCUGGCAACUUUGGUGGGACUAUCACUGCUUGCCUUGCUCUCCAGCUCCCCCUGCAGUGUUGCAAAGAGUCUUUUUCUCUGGUCGGACCGUCAGAGCAAUAACAGCAACAGCUCCAUCUUCAUGUCUGACAGCCCGGCAGACCUCGACCCCCAGGACCUGCUGGGCCCCGAGGCCUGCGUUGCCUUUUUCCUGCUCCUGCUCCUGAUCUGGUUCCUGAACCGCGAAUUUGAGGUCAGUCACCGUCUGCAUUACCAUGGCAACGUGGAGGCAGAUCAACACCGCAUCAAGAUCCAGAACAUGAGGGACCAGGCCGACUGGCUGCUCCGCAACAUCAUCCCCAUCCACGUGGCCGAGCAGCUGAAGGUCACCCAGAGCUACUCCAAGAACCACGACAACGUGGGCGUCAUAUUCGCCAGCAUCGUCAACUUCAGUGAGUUUUAUGAGGAAAGCUACGAGGGAGGCAAGGAGUGCUACCGCGUCCUCAACGAGCUGAUUGGAGACUUUGAUGAGCUGUUGCGGAAGCCCGCCUUCUCAAACAUGGAAAAGAUCAAAACCAUCGGCGCCACGUACAUGGCGGCGUCAGGACUCAACGCGCAGCAGUGUGCGGAUGCGGCGCACCCUCACGCUCACCUCCGCGCUCUUUUCGAAUUCGCCCUCGAAAUGAUGCGCGUGGUGGACGACUUCAACAAGAACAUGCUGGGCUUCGGCUUCAAGCUCCGCAUCGGAUUCAAUCACGGGCCUCUAACCGCCGGGGUGAUCGGCACCACGAAGCUUCUCUACGACAUCUGGGGCGACACGGUCAACAUCGCCAGUCGCAUGGAUACGACCGGUGUGGAGUGUCGUGUCCAGGUCAGCGAGGAGAGCUACUGCGUGCUCAGCGGCAUGGAGUACGAGUUUGAUUAUCGCGGCACGGUUAACGUGAAAGGCAAAGGUCAGAUGAAGACCUUCCUCUACCCGAAGAGCAGCGACAGUGGCCCCGUGCCUCAGUACCAACUCUCCGUCUCGCCGGAGAUCCGGGUGCAGGUGGACGGCAGCAUCGGGCGCUCGCCCACCGAUGAAAUCGCCAGCAUGAUGCCCGCAACCAGCUUAACCACAAGCAGCACCAGUACGGUGGUAGCCAGUACCAGCGCUGGUUCCUCUGCCGCCGCAGGGCAGGACAGCCGGGAAAGACGUCCCUCUGCAGAAACCUCUCACGCCAGGAGACCUACGUCUCACCAAGAGGGACCUCCGCCUUCUGCAACUAACAAACAGCUCAUCAUCUCAUCCUCGCUGCAGCAAAACACACCCCAAAAUUCAACAACAACGUCCCAGAAAGACAUCAAGACGGACAAAUGCAACGAUGAUUGUGAGAGUCGUGUCGGAGAGUUAACCAGACUUUAAGAAUUUGCUACAAUGCCGCUUUUAUCGUAUAUCCUCUACCCUUUAAGCUCUCGUUCCUGCCAGUUGUACAUCAGAGAGAAAGACCCAGAGGCCUCCUCUCUGCAUCAGCUGGCACCAGGUUGUUCUUAGUGUGAAUGUGAUUGGCUGAUGUUAUCAGUGAAGGGUGCUGGCUGGACCACGAAGCGAGCGUCAGGCAGGAACACACAAAAGAAAUGGGAAGAUGUGAUGGCUGACUGAACCUUCUCUUGCCUGCUACAGAUCCCAUUGUCUCCCAUUAACUUACUUGAUUAUCUGUACACCUUUAAUCUUAAUUUCAUAUGUCUUUUAAGUGCCUUUAGAGUAGAAUAAUGUGUGUAGACUAAGCCCUUUUGAGUAAGGGAAGAAUAACAUAAAGGGAAACUGUAAAUAAGCAAACUUUUUUGGGAAAAACUGCUUUGCUUUUGUUACAACUUUACUUUGUAAACUAUGCUUUGCUAUGAUAUUUUGCCUUUUAUCAAAGAAGAGCUCACCUUAAAUACGGAAAGUGCUACAACGGGAGGAGAAAUAAGAUGUUAAUCCAAGAUAAUCUGCACUAGAAUGCAGCCAAGUUUCUUCAUGAAAAGCUGAAACUCUUCAUGAAAAGGCACAGCAGAGACUAAUCAAUACAGGCUAAGGGCAGACGGGGCCGAGCUGCGCGUCGUAUGAGUGUAUUUGCAUGCAAACAGUGUGUGUGUGUGUGUGUGUGUGUGUGUGUGUCGUAACAAGAUCGUGCAGGGUUUAAUGAGGAGAGGUGCCUAUGAGCUACUCGACUGACUUCUGCAGGAUGAUGACAAACAGUUAAGGAACGCAGUCAAAAGAGAAAAAAAAAUUGGUUGCUGAUGUGGCAGCUUUUCCCCCUGGCCUCGGUUAAGAUCUUAGUAUUGCCUGAGUACUGAGGCAUGAAAGUCUCAGCUACAUUUAAUCAACAUGCAGCAUCGUGCACGGGGUUAGUAGCGCUUGUGCCCUCGCCCAUGAUCCAGGCUCUUAUGGGAAGCCAAGCUGUGUUAAGUGUUGAUGAGGUACUGCUGUACCUGUAGAGUGUCUUGACUGUAGGUCGAUUAGAGAAAACUUAGCUUUUCUGCCAUGGAUUACACUGUGUGUUAGUUGAUAGUGCUUUUAAGACAUGGAUAAUCAAAGUGGAAUGUCACAAAUCAAAACUAAAUGUGUUUUAUUGUAUUUAUUGUUACACAAAACUUGAACUGUUCAUGUGAAGCUCCCCGCUCUAUGAUUUCUAUGAUUUGUAAGACAUUAUUAGAUGGAAACAGCUGGAUACAUUAGCCGCUUUUUUACUUUAAAUGGCAUGAAAUUUAAUGUAAUAGCACUGUAAAUGCAAAGGCAGUGCAGCAAAUGUAUUUCUUAAUAUUCCCUUGGUGUUUUUUACUCUUUGUUUUGUGACUUCAUUGAUUUCAUGCUGUCAGAUUACGAAGGAAAUCAAACUGAUUGAACUGUACAUCUCUGUUGCUGUUACAUUUUUCUCUGUUCGCUAAAAGGAUUGUGUGCUCAGAGGCAGAAAGUUUCACCAUGAAAUCCACUCCGGUGUCUUAUUUUUGAUGUUUCAAUAUCCGCAACAACACCUUAACCUCAUAUUUUUAAAUUACCGUUUUACAAUCAGUACCUUUAAGUAAUAAAGCAAACAGUAUUGCAGAAAAACAAGGAACAAAUUUGCCUUCUUUUAUCAUCAAAUAAUUUAUUCCAACUGCCACAUUUAACAUUACCCUAAGAGGUAAAUAAUUUGUUUGCUUGUUUGUGUGUGAAGAUAGGGUAGCUUGUGCCUUUAAACCUGAUUUUCUUUUAAAAAAACAACUUUUUUCUUCUGCUCUCAGUUGCUUUAUUUUUUUAAGACAUUGCAUAUUUCCCAGAAGCUAAUGCUGCAUUCAUGUGCUCCUCAGAUGGUACCACUUUCCGAGUUUGGAAGUUAUUCUACUGACUUUGGUGUGUUCAUGAGCUUUAAGUUGUAAUGUGGAAACAACAUGGAUGCUAAGAUGUCUUGUAUUUUAUUGCUAAGAGUGUUUAAACAGCACAUUCAUUCCCUAAACCCACCAAAAAAUAUUGCUUUACCUGACUUUUUAUCAGGGUUAAUGCUAAUUUUUACUUAUUUAAGUCACUCUACAAAGACAGCAACUAACGGUUAUAACCUAAUACCAUUUUCCAAUUAACAAAUGAGCAAAAAAAUGAUAUGCAAUAUGUGAAUUAUUGAAACAUUUCUUACAAUCAAUCAACAUUUACUUUCAUCCCCCAAUUCCCUGCAUAAUAUGAAAGUCUUGUAAAGUUUUUACCAACUUUGAGGGAGUGUUCACAUGAAUUUUCCCACUCUGGAAUUCAUUUUCCAGAUUAUUCCGACACUAUAUGAAUGCAGGUAAUGGUAUGCAUAAGCAGGAGAAUGUUCAUUUUUUCACUUCAAUCAGAUUUCAUUUUGAUGAGGUUUUCUAAGAUCGUGAAAUUAGAGCAGUGCCUUUUCUUAGUAUAUACAAUUAAAUGUAAACAAGCCAAACAUAUUCAGCAUUAAUUGGCCUUAUUGCAUGUUUUUUUAAGUCCUUUUUGUUCUCCGGCCUUCCAUUGUGUACUGUAUCUAUUGCUUGGAUGCAGUUUGGUUUAUAUAAAUGCAAUAAUUAGUUAAAAAGGGAAAAUUACCUUUACGCUUAUGAGCACACAACCCUCGUUACCAGCCACAAUUUUGUGUUUGUUAUCCUACAAUAAAGGAAUAAUUAUAUUAGAAUAAGUAUUGUUCUUAUCCACGGUUAAGCGCUUAGUAGAGAUCGUGAUACGUAAGUGUCAGGUAAAGUGAAUAAGCUACAUUUCUUUUUUUUUCCUUCUCUGUAAUUUUGAUAAGAAUUAUGUGUUUUUUUAAUGAACUUUGAACUUCUUUCUUUUUCUGGAUUGUAUUUGGGACAAAUAAGUACAAUAACAUAGGGGAGUCAUCUCAUAGAUUUGAUUUUUCUAUUUCGGUUUCACUACAAACAUGAGCUCAACUGUCGGUUUGAUUUUUGGAGAUGUAAGUGCCAUUCUGACCCAGCAGGAUGGCACGCUGUGAGACUUUUGAUGCCAAAGAGUGUUAUUGCCAUCUCUUGGAGUUUCUUUAUACAUCUCAUCUUCUCCUUAAUUUGCAGAUUGUGUCGUGCACGUUCAAGAAAGG